AUGAGAGGACCUCCAAGAAGCCUCCAAGAAUGGCUGUACUAUAAAUUGUUGGAGAGCCCAAGCUUUCAUAAAUUUGUUGGAAAUAUCUACAGGAAGGUCAAUGGAAUCAAAGACGUUCCUCCACCGGAAUUUAUGUCUGAUAUACACUUCCUAUAUACACCUACAAGAAAACACAAGUUUAAAGCUUUCAGAAUGUUAUUUUUUGACGAGUAUCGUACAUUUUUUGGAUUUUCAAGAAAAACAGAUAAGUUUUUUUGA
Messenger RNA from Naumovozyma dairenensis CBS 421, 258 nucleotides. RefSeq names its product Mrx7p (gene MRX7). The record is from RefSeq and is a predicted model, not a curated record. NCBI's taxonomy places the organism in Eukaryota, Fungi, Ascomycota, Saccharomycetes, Saccharomycetales, Saccharomycetaceae. The transcript has a single exon. Bases 1 to 258 code for a protein of 85 amino acids.